This is a messenger RNA of Gymnogyps californianus (California condor), 2982 nucleotides long. RefSeq names its product cell cycle exit and neuronal differentiation 1 (gene CEND1). Gene Ontology annotation, biological process: cerebellar granular layer maturation; cerebellum development; radial glia guided migration of cerebellar granule cell. The coding region runs from base 206 to 607 and encodes 133 amino acids. NCBI's taxonomy places the organism in Eukaryota, Metazoa, Chordata, Aves, Accipitriformes, Cathartidae. The record is from RefSeq and is a predicted model, not a curated record. The transcript is spliced from 2 exons.
GACUGACCUCCAAAAGUCUGACCUUCACAGGCGCUGUAUCAUGUCCAGAUAGGACACCGCCAGUGUGAGAAUCAUCCCAAGACAGCUGCUCCAAGGGGUUGAGCUCAGGUGGCUCCUCUGCUUUCUCCAGCAGCCGGGCAAAGGAGAAGAGCUGGGAUAGCCCCGUGCGCGUGGCAUCCAGUCGCUACCCACAGCACUCGUAGGGAUGGAUUCCAAAGGCAAUGUCCGAAGCGGAAACAAACCCGAUGCCAAGGCCCCCAGCUCUGGAAAGCCAGAAAAGCCCAACCCUGGGCCUGCCAUGAAUGCAGACAAGAAGGAGAUCCCCAAAGAGCAGCCUGCUCCUGCCACUGCCACCUCUGCCACCAAGAAGGCAGGUGGUGAUGCUGCCGUCGUGAACAACCACAGCAACCUGAAACCCAGCCCCGCCGCCACGGAGACACAAGAGGCCACCGGCCAGUCCCCUGACUCUGACCACAAGGGAAACAGCUCUGAGGAGUCACCAGGCAGCAUCUUCGACAACAUGAAGCCCUUGAUCAUCGUCGGAGGAGUGGCGGUGGCUGCGCUUGCUGUGAUUGUGGGAGUGGCAUUCCUAGCCCGGAAAAAAUGAAGACCGAGACGGGGUGGGGAUGAGAAACCCAGCCCAGCUGUACAGCUCCUUUUGAGACAAAUGCAUGCAGAAAAAUUCUAUACAUAUCUAUAUAUAGAGAGAGAGAGCUAGAUAGGUCAACAACAAACACCAACUGCAACUCCAAGAGUCUUGUUCAAGACGACUGUGCCAGUUUGACCCAGUGUGGGUAACUCCAUGCACUCAGUGUGUUCUUUCAUGUAAUAUAUCUUGGCUUAUACCACUGUGUAUAGAUUACAGCUUCUCCUGAUCGGUGUAAAUGACGGUGUCCCCUCCCCUCCCCUGCUGUCCUCCCUGGGAGACACCCCCACCUCUCUUGCAGUCCCCUGUUUUCAAGUCCAAAGUGUUCUACGUCCCAUCCAGAGUCCCUGCUUUGUGUUUUGGUUUCUGUUUGGUUUGUUUUUAAGUUGGGUUGUGGUAAAGAAGAUGUAAGGGGAGAUGGAGCCUAGUGCUAAGACCCAGUUUGCCUGUCACUGUGUGUUGGGCUGGUGUUUAUCCAGCACCCCCGGGGCAGGGGAAGCACUGGGCAAUCGCAGGCAAAAGGCAGCUCCUUCACCCAAACAGCAAAGCGUGAUCUCUAAUAGGUGUCUUGUGUACCUGCUGCUCAUCAACUCAGCUUUAAAAACCCAACUCGAAAGCACCCUAGAGAAAACAGGCUGGCUGCAGCUGGAGGCUGAGACUGCAGCAUGGUAGAGUUCAGUAUGUAACUUGGAACAUCACAUCAAGUCAUUUCUCCGGUUGAGCUGCCAGCAGGGGAGUGAGCAGAGGGGCCGUACUGUGACCGACAGCGCAGUUAGCAGCACAUGGAGAUACCUGGCGAAGUCCCAUGCCGACCUCAGACAGGCAGCAGCCGCCAUUCUGCUUGGUUUCUUGCACGUUGGCAGGCAGCCUUCAGGAUCCCAUGGCUCGCCAAGGUCAUAUGGGCAGCGUUUGGGGAGAGAGAGACUUUGUUUUGGAUCUAGUAUUUCCUAAAGUUAGGCUGGGCUUUGCAGGAUGCUGUGGCCUCAGCCCAAACUCCCUUGAGGUCAGCUGGACUCUUUCUGUUCAUUUCUUUGGGCUUUGGAUCAGGCCUUUCACUUGCUUUUUUCCCCCACUGAAGGCUAUGGCCUCUCGGUAUGUGAGAAAGUAGAAAAAGUGGAGAUAUGAGCUGGUUUUGGGGGCAGAGAGGACCUGGGAUCCCAUGAGAAUAAGACUGACCUGCUUUAUACCAGGGAAACCCUGUUCAAGGGCACUGGAAGUCUGUCUGUCCUGGGGGAAUUUCUUACCUCCCUCCUAUGACAGUAGCAGGGAUUUGUGACCUCUCCACACUUUGGAAAUGGAAACAAAUUCCCGGCCCUCAGGAACAGCCUGGUUUCAUUGGUGAGUACCUUGGCUCUAAAGCCAGACCUUGUGAGGGGGAGAAGGAAGGCAGGCAAUGGGAGAGGGUGUUUAGUGCAUUGGCUGAUGCCCUUCCCCUAACACCAAGAGGUGGGCAGAUCUUAUUCUGAAAGCUUCCAUUAGACUACUCUUGGCUGCUGCCUUAGUGCCAAAAAGAGUCUUACAAAAAAGACCUUACAUUUUGUUUUUAAAUUAGGUCAGAGAUUAGAUGAGGUCAGAACCAGAGUCUCUGGAGCUCAGCAGCAGUUGCACCCGAUGGGCAGGGUUUUGGAGCGAUGAUUAGCAAGAGGUUGUGACAAAAAGUGGAGUGAGUUCAGUUAAAGAGCCUUGGUCAUACAUCUUUAACUGAGCCUGAAUGUAUAAAUUCAGUGGGUACAGGGCCAGAGAAAGGUGUACGUUCCUAAGGUACUGCCUUUGCCGCAUCUGCUUCUGGCAAGAUUACUGGAUAGGAAGGUGGGUGUGUAUAACCUGAUCUGGCAAUUCUUCUCUUGGCUCAUGUCUGUCUUAUUUACCUCCAAAUUUGGUCUGCUGAAUGCACAUGGCUUGCCCAAACAAAAGGCCUUUUGAUGCAGCCUGGCCAUUCCUACGGUGAGCUCUGUCAUCCUCUUUUCCCCAAGGCUCAUAAAAUAUUCCCAAAGGUGCACAGCCUCUGGGAGUAUCAGAUGCUGUCUUCUGAUGAACAACAGGCUGCACGCAGCUGAAGUUUACUGUCUACCUCUACCUUUACCAGUACAGAGACAAGGGGUGGGCAUGUUGGGUUCACAGCGGUUUUUUGGAACGAGUGCUACAGCCCCAGGUGAAAUCCUGGUAGCUUAAAGCACUCCUUGCAUGUAUUGUGGAUGUGUCUCCUAGCAGCAGUAUGUCACUUACAGCCUGGAGAAUUUAUUCAGUUUGAAGCAGAAGGGUCCAUGGCGGGGUGUUUCUGGAAUGCCACUUUUGUCUAGAGAACUGAUUUCCCCUCAUCCUGUUUUGCAGAUAUU